GAGUACCAGCCAACUCAGCCAGCCCAGGCCCUAUACUUAGCGUGGCGAAGUUAUAAGCUAGCGUUGAACGGAUCUACAACUGCCUCAAGGCCAGCUGGCAACUAAAUUAGAAUGACGGAUAUUGCAAGUUCAGAGGCGGAGCAAUUAGAUUUUGGGAGCCUCGAGGCUGGUGGACGCAACGGGCACGAUUCCAUUAAUAACCAGCAGCUACAUCAAACAUCAACUCAAGGCCAACCACAACCAAACCGUCUGGAGGUGUCUAGUACUGCGCUACCUGUGCUGCCACCAAGAUCAGUACUUCGACCUGGUCGUAAUUCUAUGAUUGUGGAAGAAGUUAAACGACGAUCAAGAGAGCAAGAAGCUCCAGAUCUACAGCAAUCACAGCUAAAACCAACGAUUGGAUUAACCCUUGGAUCAUCACAUCCUAUCACAGCGCCUCCUGCCACGCGCCAACAGCUGCCAAAGAUGUUGCCAAUGCUCCAAUUAGCGCCAGAGCCAGAGAUGGUUCCCGUCUUCCGGACUCAUAGCUUUUCAUCUCUAUCACAACUUCUAGAGGCUCUCGGCUCUACGCCCGAUCUCCACUCCGUUAUUGGAGUCGUUGACGAAUUCGAGGACGAAUUCGACAGAGAAAGGGAAACAGAGCACCUCGUCGGUGAUACCCUCCCUACUGCCCUAUACACCAACUAUACCGGACCCGUCGCUGCUUAUACCGAUUCCGUCGGUGCUGAUACAGCUAACGCCGGCCAUACUCCUACCAUGGAAUCGGUUCAUACUAUUAUACAAUCUACUCGUUUCCCUAAAGACAAGGAACUCCCUCUCCCUCCUUCUACUCUACCCCUCUCCCUACCCACGAAAUCAAGACCACGAACUGAUAACCGUCUUGAGCUGUCAGAGGAUCGGAGUGCGAUGUCAAGUCAACGACGCUCAGAGGACGAUCUGACCACAGCACCCCCUACGCCCGCACCCGCCAUCACAAAACGCCAACAUGCUCUACUCGAACUUCUGACCUCUGAACGUGCCUAUGCAAGCGAUUUAGCACUCAUCAGGGAUGUAUAUAUGAGGUUGGCGUCUGGUCACCCUCCACCAUUCGGUUUCUCAUGUACACGCCCAGUCUCGGGUUCAGAAGUUUCAAACCCUGGGUCUAGCUCAAGUUCCGAAUCUACCAAGUCGAGCUCAGGUACAUGCUCGUCCUUGUCUUCACGCACCGUCAGUACUAUCUCCACGUCCGACAUGUCCGUCUCGGGCCUUUGCCCACCGACGAUACAAUUCAACGUGCCUUCUAUCCAAUUGAAUGUACCUACAUUCACGCAAAUAGUAGUUCCUCUGACUGAAUCCAAGGUUCCAACACAAGUCUUACGCCCGGUGGGCGAGCCCCCACUGUCUGUCGCCGACAUACGAAUCAUUUUCCGCAACAUUUCCGAAUUAGCUGUUCUUUCUGACAUGCUUGUGUCAAAGCUUGAGACAGCGAUUGAAGAAGGAGGCAAAGGCGUGGGCGAAGUUUUCCUGGAGGUGGUACCCCUCUUUGCGCCCCCAUACACGACUUAUAUCACCGCGCACCCUCGCGCACUCGCACACAUCGACGCCCUCAGCACACCACCGCAGCUCACGCCUCAAUUCUCGCGGUGGCUCAAGGAAAGCAAAGAACUUGUUGAAGCGCACACGCAUGCUUGGGACCUACCGAGUUUGUUAAUCAAGCCGGUUCAAAGAUUGCUAAAGUACGGGUUGUUGCUGGGCGCUGUGAUCAGUGCUACUCCCGAGCCGCUCGUUGUUGUAACUUCAGAGAGCAUAGGCGAGGCCUUUGGGAAACUGAGGGAAGGAACCGAAGGGCUCGAUAAACUGAGGGAGGCGAAGCAGAAGGUGGAAGAAGUAGCUCGCGCUGUGAAUGAGGGACGAAGGCGGGUAGAAGUCGUCAGAGAAGUCCUCGGGUCUGGACACGCCAAAGACGGCCCUGGAGCAGGUGGUAUGGGAUCUAUCGGCAUCCCCAAGGUGGGCGUUGUGAACGCCUCCGUCUCCCGCAUGCGUUCUCUGCGCACACCAAAGUCCCUUGCCUCGUCCGCCAAGUCAUCCUCGAAACAAAAAGGCUCCAUCCACGUUUUAGAAAUAGAACCCGACCCUGAAAACGCUGAAGCUGCCCUUCUUGUAGCCCUCGAAAGUAGGCUCAAGUCGCACAUCACUACUCUCUCCCACCUCGCUCGGGAUGCAUUUGGCUACGCUCGGACUCUCCAUACGUUGUUCGGGGCGCUCGUCAAGUGGGGAUGGGCAUUUGCAGGCGUCAUUGGCGUCACCGUCAGCCCUGAACUGUCCCUGAACAAUUCUAGUUCGAAUCCCUCUCCCCCUUCUUCACCAGAUGCCUUAGGGACCGGCCAAAGUGAGGCUUUCGAUGCGUUCCUCUCGCUCUGUACCGGACUAGUCGAUCUCGUACAAGAUCUCGAGCACGAGCUCCACGCACACAUCCUCCCCUCUCUCCAAUCCCUCAAAGGCACAUCGGUUGCGCCACUCAAGCUUCUCAGUGCACUGCACACUCUCCACCCGCUGCAUAUGCACCUUCUGCACCUCCCAAUCACGCGCAAGCAACGCCCGUCAGAGGCGCUACUACAGGCAAGCCAGAGUUACGUUGCAUUGCGAGGGCAGCUUGCGCUGGAGUUGCCUGUGUAUGUAAAGCUGCUGGAACGUGGGAUUGAUGGGGUGGUGUCAGACUUAGCCAGGGGGAUGGAAGCAUUUUGGGGAGUUGUAAGAGAGCGGUGGGGAGAGUUGUGGGAUGCGCUGCGGGUAGAGGGAGAAGGCCUUGGAGAUGGAGGUGCGGGAGUAACAAGAAACAGUAUGGAGCACGCGGACCGACCAGCGGGUGGAGGCGAGACAGUUCGUGUCUGGCGCGAACGAUGGGGCGAUGUGUUGGGCGUGCUUGGGUCGUUAGCGGUUGUCAAUCCGCCCAAGAAGAUGGAGCGGCUGCGUCCUGUGAUUCCACAGUACCAAAUACCGCAGCACGUGCAACAUCGUACUUCACCACCGCAAGGUGCAAAAUCAGCAAACCUUGCUGCCGCACUUGGCCCUCUCGAUCCGCAGGUAUCACCUACGCGCCCAAGGCAGCAGCAGCAUCAGCACCAGGGGUCGUACGAUACCCGAUAUGCGUCCAAGGAGUCAUAUGAGGGUCGGUCUAGGAGGGAUGAAACGAAGUAUGCGCGGGAGAAGGAGUAUGAUGCGCGUCAUUCGUCUGGUUCUGGAUCAUACGACACACUCUACCGAAUGAAUGACUCUCGCAGCUCACAGAAUUCCUACGACCCUCGUAAUUCGCAAAGUUUUUACGAGCCUCGCAAUCCUCAAAACUCCUAUGACCACUGCAGUUCACAAUCGUUGUCUUCCUCGUUUAACCCAUCAUCGCGCACGCCACCCUCGCACUCCAACUCUUACGAUAUGACUGGUCGACGACGCAGUGGGAGUACGAACAAUAUUCCCACCGGUCCUAUUCUCCGCAAACCCUCCGAUGAGUCACUGCGUUCUGGUAAAUCUGGGAAGUUGGGCAAGUCAUACAAGAAUAACCCCGGUCUCGGUACGAGUGCUGGGAGAGGAAUCGAGGAUGUACCACCUAUGCCUUCUGCCCUACAGCCGCCAUCACAGUCUCGCAAUAGCGCCUCUCCACCGCGCCUCAAGCCCACACGAAUGAAGAGUCUGCCUGGGCCGAUACUCAGCAAUAUACCCUUUGUACUUGAUCCCCCACCAAGCCCGUCGUCAUUCGCCAUGUUUGACGAGGAGCAGGAAGACAACGACAGAGGCCGGGGGCGUGGCUCGCAGAGACGGCCGAGCCUAAAGAGUAAGAUCACAGAUACAUUGCGGCCGUCACACCACAGGACACGAUCCAGUUCUGUCAAGAGCCUCGGGGCUCCGAGCUCACUGGCACCAAGUUAUUAUACCACAGAUAGUGCGCUGCCUGCAUACCAAAUGCCAAUUACGCCAACCCGAACACACUCACCACAUACCCCCACUCGACGUACCACUGACUUGCAAGGGCUGCGCGCGCUCUACCAAUGCGCUGCGAUACACAUGUGUAUUCCACCCGCGGGAGUUUCGUAUCGGGGUUUACCGUUCUUCGAGCUGCGAUCUGGAGAUACGUUUGAUGUGCUCAGGGAGUACGGGCACCCCAGCACGCAUCCGGAUUUACCGUUAUAUGUGGAUGACGGGGAGGAUUGUCUGUUACUAGUUCGGGAGCUUGCUGAUGCGGAGGGAGGAGGCAGAGAUGCGAAAGUUAGGGGAGAAGUGGGCUGGGCAUUGGCGAGUUUUUUGGUACCCCUGGAUUAAGUUUCUCUGUGUUGGGAUUUGGCGGACGGUUGCUUUUUCCCCCUUUGGCAUUUGAUAUCGAGUCAAAUCUAC
Suillus subaureus is the source of this 4365-nucleotide messenger RNA. RefSeq lists its product as uncharacterized. The coding region runs from base 112 to 4293 and encodes 1393 amino acids. The record is from RefSeq and is a predicted model, not a curated record. Gene Ontology annotation, molecular function: guanyl-nucleotide exchange factor activity. The transcript is spliced from 4 exons. NCBI's taxonomy places the organism in Eukaryota, Fungi, Basidiomycota, Agaricomycetes, Boletales, Suillaceae.